This is a messenger RNA of Folsomia candida, 1269 nucleotides long. RefSeq lists its product as uncharacterized. The transcript has 3 exons. The record is from RefSeq and is a predicted model, not a curated record. NCBI's taxonomy places the organism in Eukaryota, Metazoa, Arthropoda, Collembola, Entomobryomorpha, Isotomidae. Bases 26 to 1117 code for a protein of 363 amino acids.
UUGGUUCCAAAAAUAAGUCGAAGAAAUGAAGCACUAUUAUUUUCUGACGUUACUAAUUAUUUAUUUUCUAACCCUACGAGUUCGAAGUUGUGCGGACACAGAAAAAGUUCAGUACCCUUUACCCUACACGGAUUUUUACCCAUUAAUCCCAUCCCUCAGUCAGUCUUCUACCAUCGUUCGAGACUCAUUUCUUCCCUUCAAUCUCCUCUACUCGCUCAAACACUCGGUGAAGAAAUUGGAAGCAGAAUUCAAAAAAUAUGCAAAUGACCACGAAAAAAAUCACCACCACCUCGUCCUGAUAAAUCCGUCCAGCCCGCGGUACUUGUAUCGGGAAGGGAUAACCCGGCUAAAUAACGGAUCUAAUCCCAUUCCCUUGACAUCAAUGUACUCUUCAGAAGAUCGGGAUGCCUCCACGAAACAAAUGAUGAUCCCGACCGACAUUUCUUUCCGGGGAGAUGGCUCCUCCUGGAAAUUUGACGGGUAUUUAAGCGGUCUCAAUUCGAAAUACGAGACCAUGUACCACCACUUGGAAAAACUUUUCUCCAAAAGUGUCCCCCUAGUCGAGGAAAUGUUUGCAUCCCUAUUGUCCAAAGAUGAGGUCAAACUACGGAAAAAGUUGCAGGCAAUAUUUUCCCUAAAAUCUUUAACUCUUCCAAGUACGCAAGUCAAGAAAAUCGCGGCAAGUAAUUGGCACAGAGAAGGCAGGAAAAAUGAGAAGAUAGUCGCAACAAUAAUUUACUAUUUGGAUUUGGACAAUAUUUCCAACGCGACUUUAUCGUCCCGGGUAAAACGAAGGGAUGGAGGAGAGUAUAUCGAUUUUAGCCCGAUAACCACCGCCUCAAACAGAGUCGUCGUUCUGCCGAAUAUUUAUGAACACAGGGCCGACCCAUUUUCUGUCGAUGAGGUCGGGAAACAAGGACGAAAGCGGACCAUAGUCAUAUUUUUGGUGGACCCAAGCGGCCAUAUUUUAUCAACUAGUGACAUUCCAGAACCCGCAGGUGACACAGAAAUGGGUGGAUACCCGGAUUUCGAAGAGAGUGAUGAGAACGAAGAAACAAAACGAUUCCAGCGAUCCCCAAAGGAUUGUGAUUAUCAUUACACAAUCAAUUUGUUCUAAAGGAUUGUUAACAAAUUCAACAUUAGUUGAGUGCAAUAUAGCGUAUAGUAUUCUAUAUAAGGUAACAAAUUUAUGUAUGGUAAUUUGGCACAGGAUGUUGUUUGAGGUAAAAAUUAGCUUCAUACGUAUGAACGUAUGUCAAAAAAAUUGGA